UCAUUUAGGAGCAGUUUAAUGAAAUUUAUCUAUUUUUAUGCCAAAAUAUAUUACAGUAUUAUGAUUUAAAGAUUUGGAACUGUUCGUUUAAUCGUAAGUGAUUUUUAUAGUAUGACAAAGUCCGUGAUAACGAAUGGAAUAAGAAAAACUUAUUACCUGUAAGAAGAGAUUCAAAAAGUGAAAUAAAAUAAAAUACCAUUAAAAAAUAAGAAUGAAUAAUCUACUAAUCAAGAAUAUUCAACUGACUAAGACGUGCAGAACUUGCUUGCAGUCAUCUGACGAAAUGUUUUCGUUAUUUACUAAAAUAGAAAAUAACCUAGAAAAGUCAAUGUAUAUUUACGAAUGCAUAAUGAGUAUAUCGUGUAUGAAGAUUCUUCCAAAUGAUGGUUUACCCUCGAUGAUUUGUACAACAUGUCUGGAGCUAGCUCACACUGCCUUCAAGUUCCAACAGCAAUGCAAUCGUUCCUAUGAAAUUCUGGAGUAUUAUUCUGCAGAAAUACAAAGCAAUUUAUGUGAUAAAAAGCCAUCAAAUUGGGUAAAUACGUUGGACUACAGAAAUACUGAACAACCCUCAGAAAUUGCUUGUGUAUCUAGUAAUGAAUUAUUCAUUGAAACAAUUAAAGAAGAAGACUUCAAAGUAAUAGAUAAAUGCCACGUUGACACUGUUAUAGAAGCAGAUGAAGAUCAGAAUUCAAAAGGCUUGGAACUUAUUAAUAGUCAAAAAAAGAGCGUACGACCAAAGGGAAGACGUAUUGAGAGGAUAACAUGUAACCAGUGCGGUAAGCAAUUCAAGCAUAUAAGCACAUUAAAAGUACACAUGAGCAUUCACAGUCAGGAUCGACCACAUGUUUGCCAGACUUGUGGGAAAUCUUUUAAACAGCAUGGCUCUCUCCUUUAUCAUCUCAGGAGCCACACAGGAGAGCAGCCCUACGUCUGCAACAUAUGUGGUAAAAAAUACAAACAAUCUGGCACCUUAACAGCCCAUAUGCGUAUUCAUACAGGUCAGAAGCCCUAUCUGUGCUCCGUAUGCGGUCGAGGCUUUAGGCAAGCACCAGAUCUGAGUUAUCAUAUGCGAACCCAUACAAAAGAAAGACCUUACAUGUGCAACGUAUGUGGUAAAACCAUGAGAAUGCAAUGCCAUUUGGUGCAGCACAUGAGGACCCACACUGGUGAAAAACCUUUCAAAUGCACACAAUGUGACAAGGCAUUCCCCUCUUCUACGAGACUGAAAAGACAUACGGUGGUCCACACGGGGCUGAAACCCUACACUUGUGACGUUUGCCACAAAUCAUUCAAUAGAAGUAGCACUUUAAACACCCAUGCGAAAAUUCACACCGACGAAAGGCCCCACCUUUGUUCCGUAUGUAACAAGGGCUUUAUACAAGCUCAUGCCCUUCGUGCGCACUUGUUAACGCACAAAACUACUGAUCCCCCAGAAGAAUUACCUUCGAAAUUGUUAGUUUUUGUGAUGGACUAAAUUGUAAUUUAAAAUUACCUGUAUAUGUACAUGGUAUGUGCACCUGCGUGAUUUCUAAGUAU
Molecule: messenger RNA, 1539 nt
Organism: Agrilus planipennis (emerald ash borer)
Lineage: Eukaryota; Metazoa; Arthropoda; Insecta; Coleoptera; Buprestidae
Product: zinc finger protein 391-like
Exons: 7
Coding region: 212-1477 (421 amino acids)
Biological process (GO): regulation of transcription by RNA polymerase II
Cellular component (GO): nucleus
Molecular function (GO): DNA-binding transcription factor activity, RNA polymerase II-specific; zinc ion binding; RNA polymerase II cis-regulatory region sequence-specific DNA binding
Source: RefSeq, a predicted model, not a curated record